AUGGGUGCCUUAACGUUUCUAUCGAGUAGUUUAGCUGUUUGCCAACUGCUUCUUCUUCUCCUUCCAUCCAUUGCUCGAUGUGCGGAUACACUUUUCGAAGGUGGGACUGUUAUAUCGUUCGAUGAUGCCACUCAGAAUGUGCAAGUCCUUUACAACACCUCCAUCCUAGUUUCUGGAAACGAAAUCACAUCAAUAUUCCCACAGUCGCGGAACAUUACCCUCCCUCCAGGCACUGAGAUCAUACCCUCAGAAGGAAAAAUUCUGUCCCCCGGCUUCGUCGACACACAUCGCCACCUUUGGCAAACUGCAUUCCGGACGAUAGCCUCGAACACGAGUUUGGCAGAGUACUUUUCGCGCUAUGGCGAGUUUACCCAGGUUGGGACUGUCUACAGCGCGGACGAUAUUUACUACGGUCAGCUUACAGGCAUCUAUGAAUCGCUCAACGCUGGAGUAACAUCGAUUCUGGAUCAUGCACACCAUACAUGGUCGAAUGAUACAGCAUUGGCUGGGUUGAACGCCUCCGUCGAGAGCGGUGCAAGAGUAUGGUGGUGCUACGCCAUUCAUAAUCUUACGAACGGCUACAGUCGUGAGGAGCAGUUGGCGUACUUCCAGGACCUUUUGGAGGAUGGGCCUUCGAGGAACAGUUCUACGGUAGAAGUCGGGCUGGCGUAUGACAUGCUGUCGCUUGAUACUCCGCCUGCGGUGCAAACUGUAGUCGAUCUUGCCAUACAACAGAACGUAUCACUUAUCACCAUGCAUACCCUUGGCGGGCCCUGGGGAUAUCUAAAUGGCCCCACACUAGCCAACAGCUACGGAAUCCUCAACACCACAAUCCCGAUCGUCUUCUCCCACGGCAGCUAUCUCUCAGUCGAAGACGUGCAGCUCCUCCGCUCAACAAAUCAAUACCUCUCUAUCACGCCAGAAUCCGAAAUGCACUAUGGUCACACUCACCCCAUCUCGCAUCUAGCGCAGGACCAAGCAGCCCUAGGCAUCGACACCCACUUUACCUUCAGCGCAGACAUCAUCACUCAAGCCAGGCUAUGGCUCCAAGUCACCCGGCGCCUCCUUUACCAGCAGGUGUUGGAGAACUGGCGGAUCCCCCGCAACAACCCAAUGUCAGUGAACCAAGCCUUCCUGCUCGCCACGCGGUCUGGCGGCCUGGCCCUGCGCCGCCCUGACAUUGGCGUCCUCCGCGAAGGGGCGAAGGCCGACAUCGUCGUCUUUGACGGCUCAUCCCCCAACAUGCUGGGUUGGGCCGAUCCGGUUGCUGCGGUUGUGCUGCACUCGAAUGUUGGAGACGUGCAGCAUGUCAUGGUGGAUGGCGUGUUCAAGAAGCGCGACUUUAGGCUUACCGUUGGUGAUGACUACGCGGAGGUGCAGCAGCGGUUCCUGGCGUCGGCGAGGAGGAUCCAGGCGAUUUGGGAGGAGACUCCGCUGCCGGGUCUUCAGGGCGAGUUCCAGAGUGGGAGUGGGAUUUAUUAUGCGGAUGCGAUGACGGCGGAUGUGGUGCGUGGGAAUGGCACUGGGUACUGA
Coniosporium apollinis CBS 100218 is the source of this 1533-nucleotide messenger RNA. RefSeq lists its product as uncharacterized. NCBI's taxonomy places the organism in Eukaryota, Fungi, Ascomycota, Dothideomycetes. The coding region runs from base 1 to 1533 and encodes 510 amino acids. Gene Ontology annotation, molecular function: deaminase activity. Gene Ontology annotation, cellular component: cytosol. The record is from RefSeq and is a predicted model, not a curated record. The transcript is spliced from 3 exons.